Molecule: messenger RNA, 516 nt
Organism: Penicillium subrubescens
Lineage: Eukaryota; Fungi; Ascomycota; Eurotiomycetes; Eurotiales; Aspergillaceae
Exons: 2
Coding region: 1-516 (171 amino acids)
Cellular component (GO): membrane
Molecular function (GO): ATP binding
Source: RefSeq, a predicted model, not a curated record
AUGUCUUACGGCCCUGUUGUUGAGCAAGGAACCCACAAAGAGCUAAUUAAGAAGCGAUCAGUGGAUUACGAAUUGGUAGAGAAGCAGCGUAUGUCGACGGAAGGGGAUAUCGGCCCAAGUGAAGAAAGUCCACGUUCGACGCAGAUAUGGAAUUCCUAUUUGAAACAUAAAGGCAAUAAGUCCAACAUUCAAGCGUACCAGAUUAAGGAGGCAAAUUCCGAUAGGAAGGCUUACGACCACAGACACUCUUUAUGGGAGUUAACGAAGUUCGUCGCCAACUUCAAUAAACAAGAAACAUUCACGGUGCUUUGGGGUCUGUUCUUUUCGGUUAUCACAGGCGCGGGAAAUCCCACGCAGGCUGUGUUCUACGGUAAGACCAUCUCGGCAUUAUCGCUACCUCCCAAUAUGUAUGGGAAACUCCUCCAUGAUGUCAAUUUCUGGAGUCUGAUGUAUGUCAUGCUGGGAGGCACUGCAUUUCUGGGUUGGGGAGCAUCUGGUCGUCAGGGUAUUCCUUGA